AAAGUUUGAGGUCAAUGUUUUUGUUCGUUCUCGCGCACUGGAACUAGCCAGCUAGUCACGUUUCAUUUAGGAAAUAAAAUGGACUGUCAACCUAAUAAAUAAACCGAUUGGCAGAAUUUUGGAGACGUUUAUCAUAGGGGGAUGGCUGAAUUAGCCUCAGCCCUCUCGAAAGAAGGCUGGUACCUUUCUGAUGAAGGCAUAAAAGAGUGCAAAGGUUCUACCGAAAAAGCCUCAGCCAGUGACAUCAUUCGCAUCGCACUCAAUAACGACCUGCGACCCAUCGGAAAGAGCUUUCUGCCAACAGAUAUCAACAGCGGAAGAGUAGAAAAGGUUGAGGGACCAUGUGUUCUCCAGGUCCAGAAGAUUCGGAAUGUGGCGGCCCCCAAGGACCACGAGGAAUCCCAGGGUGCUCCCAGGAUGCUCCGACUCCAGAUGACGGACGGUCACAGCACCUGCACGGGUAUCGAGUUCACACACCUGUCCAAGAUCAGUUUGAACACGCCGCCGGGUACCAAAGUCAAGUUGCUGGGUUCCAUAUCGGUGAAGAAUGGCAUUCUUCUGCUGGACGACUCCAAGAUCUCCGUGCUGGGGGGAGAUGUGGAGCACAUGGUCGAGAAGUGGGAACUGCAGCGGAGCCUGGCUAAACACAAGUUUCGGAGUAAUAUCGGGGCUGAGGGCGGACCACCUCCUUUUGUGCAAUUUGGACAGAAAUGUGUGCGUAAGGAAGAGGUGGACAGUCACGAGCUGGACCAAAGGAAGACCUUAAAGACGACCGAAGCUGCAAAGGGAGCAGACGAGAACGACGAGUUUGAGAGGCAAAGGAUUGCCGCCAUCGCAGAGAUUGCUAAGAGCAAGGAGACACGCACGUUCGGUGGAGGUGGCAGUGCGGGGAGCAACCUGACCAACCCCAGCUCAACCUACAGGAACAGGGAGAAUUACCAGCAGAGGCGGCGGGAGGACAGAGGAGAGAGGAGCACCACGGAGAGCAAGCCGGAGGGGAUGUACAGAGAUCUGGUGGACGAGCGAGCCCUGAGGGACUUCAUGGAGAUGGGCUUCAAUAGGGAGCUUGCACGCCAGGCCUUGCUGGACAACAACAACAACCUGGAGGUGGCGCUGAACUCCCUGCUGACCGGUGCCACUCAGCUAAAAGAACCCCCCCCAGAGGAGUACAGCAGACCCCCACCCAGAGGGAGAGGACGUGGACGGAGUAGAUCCAGAAUGGACGAGGAUGAGGAGGCCGGAGGAAGGCCCUCUGGGCCCAGUACGCUUUUCGACUUCCUGGAGUCCAAGAUGGGCGCCUUCUCCGUUGAUGACUCAAAGAGCCAAAGCCAGCCUCCAGAGAGGUACCAGCAGGAGCACCCACACAGGAUGACAUUCCCCAGCUCAGACGGCCCCAACAGGGACGCCCCCUAUUUCCGAAACCCUCCGCGUAACGAGGGGAGAGGCCAAAGGAACGACCGCCCCCCUCGGUUCCAGAGGGACACUGAUUUCCCCAAACCCGGCGGCGAGGCCUUCCCCCCGCCCCCUUCCUCUGGGCCCUCUCAGUCUCAGAGGGGGAGGGCGUCAGAAAGGGGCGGGAGGGCGGGGCAGGAUCGCCGGCAGGAUGACAGGCGCGAGGGGAGGAGCAACGGCACGUCGAACUCUUUGCCUUCGUCGUUCUCUGCUCCCUCUUUCUCAUCAUUCCCGUCUUCGUCCAAUCGGCGGCCGAGGGAGCAUCACCAAGGCCCAUCCGGAAGCUUCCAGCAGGAGGUCAGGGAUCACCAUCAGGGUUCCCGUGACAACAUGCACUCGGGCGGCCAUCCGCAAGGGUCACGAGACCAUGGUAGUGGGCCGCGGAACCAGCAACAGGGUCCAGAUUCUCAGAACCAGAAGAAAGGGCUGCUAAACGGGCCUGCACCCAAACCCUUCGAGUCGGCAGACCCCAGAGGGCGGGGAGAGCCCAACAACCGCAGGAAGGGGAACCGGUUCGAGCGGCCCAGCUCGGUCCACUAUGACCGCAAUUUGGAAGGCGGGGGGAAUCUGAACUCUGGUCCGUCAUUGGAGGAGGACAGGGGUGGGGCCAGACCACCGGGGGGAGGAAGGGUGAGUGGAGACAUGCACCUCCAAAAUGGUGAUUCAGAUCCCAGGCGAACAGGUCCCAUCAAGCAGCAGCAGCAGCAGCAGCAGCAGCAGCAGCAACAGCAGCAUCAGCAACCACAGAAGAACCCCACCUUUCUCAACUCGCAGCAUUACUCUAAAAAGAGGUCCGGAUCAAUCAAGAAUGCCAAAGGGUCAGAGCCAGGCCACAUGCCAGACAUGGGGGGCCAUGCCCCCUGGAGACCUGGCGACCAGUGCCUGGCACUUUACUGGGAGGACAACAAGUUCUACAGGGCGCGUGUUGAUGCUGUACAUCCCUCUGGCUCCACCGCUGUGGUAGUGUUCAGCGACUACGGCAACUGCGAGGAGGUCCUACUCAGCAACAUCAAGCCUGUGCACAUGGACAUGAAGAAGAGGAUGUUUACUUUGAAAACUCAGUCGAAUAUCGGCGAGGCGGAGACGGUCAGCCGAGGCGCACGCGGCCCACGCAGCAGUAUUACCAACCGCCCUGCGCCAGGGACUGAGCAGCUACACACACACACAUCACACACACCACCUGCACAGGAAGCAAGCAGGAACAGACGGCCGGCAGGGUAUCAUCUGAUGGGACCUGGAGGCGACAACUGAAGAGUAGAAACAUCUGCACCAUUGCUUCCCCCCCCCCCAUUUUUAUGGUUUAAAGUAUCUAGAACGAGGCGGGGAGAACCAUCCAAGGGCUUGCAACACAAGUUGCAAUAAAUGAAGAAAAAAAAUCCAAUAAUUUAUGAUGCAAGCAAGAGCAACAUGCUUGCUGUAUGUUGUGAGGAUUUGUAAAAAAUACUUGAUUAUGAUAAAUAAUAAAAACUAACUCUUUGUGUCA
Molecule: messenger RNA, 2935 nt
Organism: Clupea harengus (Atlantic herring)
Lineage: Eukaryota; Metazoa; Chordata; Actinopteri; Clupeiformes; Clupeidae
Gene: tdrd3
Product: tudor domain containing 3
Cellular component (GO): nucleus
Molecular function (GO): protein binding
Source: RefSeq, a predicted model, not a curated record